This is a messenger RNA of Physcomitrium patens, 1569 nucleotides long. The record is from RefSeq and is a predicted model, not a curated record. Lineage: Eukaryota; Viridiplantae; Streptophyta; Bryopsida; Funariales; Funariaceae.
CUCCGAAGUGCAUAUGUCCCUCCGACGAGUGUCGAAUUUGCGAAGCUUUUAGGGAGCUCCGACGGCGAAUCCAUUCCACCAUCACCACCACCACCAUCAGAGCAUGUGUAGAGAGUGUAUUGAAAUCGUUGCUGAUAUCGCGCGCUUGAGCUCGCCAUGGCCGUGUUGCCGAAACUCCUCGUGUUUGUGUGGGUCUCCACGAUCGCGCUUUCCGUUUUGGCGUUCCAACAGACGCAGCCCGAGUUGCCGAUUGUGAUAAGUACAUGGGCGUUCGUGGAUGCGGUCAGGGCAGCAGCGCAGCACGUGAUUAAGGAAGGGGGCUCAGCUGUGAACGCAGUGGUCCGUGGAUGUACUGUUUGUGAGGUUUUGCAGUGCGAUGGAUCAGUGGGAUAUGGCGGAAGUCCUGACGAGGCUGGAGAGACCACUUUGGAUGCCAUGGUCAUGGAUGGGACAGCCAUGGACGUAGGUGCUGUGGGAGCAUUGCGAUCGGUGAAAAGAGCAAUUGAAACAGCACGGUUGGUAAUGGAGCAUACAGAGCAUACUUUGCUGGUUGGAAGUCAGGCGUCAGCGUUUUCUCUCUCGCUUGGGCUUCCCGGCCCAACCAAUCUUAGCACGGACGAUUCGUUACAGGCCUGGUCACAAUGGGAGAAGGGUGGAUGCCAGCCAAAUUUCUGGCGAGACGUAAUUCCUGACAGUACUUCCGCAUGUGGACCUUAUAAAGUUUCUGCUCUUAUGAGUGGACAAGGUGAUCGCAGCAGGGUUGGUGGUGGGAUUAGCGGUAAACAUCGCAAGUCUUCAUUUAGCAAAGCUACUGGUUACGGCAACCACGACACAAUUUCGAUGGCUGUCAUCGACCGUGUGAGGAUUUUUUUCAACUUCGUAUUUAUCGAAUGCUCGGAUGCAUGCUGUGGUCUUAUCCUCCAUCAAGUGUCUGUAGAUUCAGAUGCUUGCUUUGACGAUUUAUUGCCACAACCGUCCAAACUCGUUGCAUACUGCUUUUCAAGACAUAGACAUCUCCCAGACUUAGUUGGAGAUGGUGCUAUUGUCGGCGCUUCAGCCUAUGCUGACGAUGAUGUUGGCGCCUGUGGGGCUACUGGUGAUGGAGAUGUUAUGAUGCGUUUUCUACCCUGUUAUCAGGUGGUGGAGAGCAUGCGCCAAGGUAUGACUCCAGAAGAAGCUGCAAAAGAUUCAAUUGCUAGAAUACGCCGUAAAUUCCCAGCAUUUAUAGGAGCUGUCUUUGCCAUGAACAAGUAUGGUGUGCACGCUGGUGCUUGCCAUGGGUGGAUAUUUCAGUACACAGUGCAAGAUUCAGCCAUGGCUGAUGCAGUAGUAUUCACUGUUAAGCCUGACGUCCUCUGAAUACGUCGGAUCUAUUGAACAUCGUAUCAUCUCUUGAUGUUUGAAUCCCAUUCUCCUACCUUGCUCCUUUAAUAGACUUGUUUUUCUUUCCGCUUCCCUUGGACUAAAGAAGAUUCUUUUACUGAUAGAGCCUUUAUCAUUCAAUUCUUUCAAUGUUGAAAUGUUCCCAAACAUUCCAAUUGUUGAAUACACAAAUGUGUUUUACUUCAA